Molecule: messenger RNA, 872 nt
Organism: Ctenocephalides felis (cat flea)
Lineage: Eukaryota; Metazoa; Arthropoda; Insecta; Siphonaptera; Pulicidae
Product: pyrroline-5-carboxylate reductase 3-like
Exons: 2
Coding region: 28-828 (266 amino acids)
Biological process (GO): L-proline biosynthetic process
Molecular function (GO): pyrroline-5-carboxylate reductase activity
Source: RefSeq, a predicted model, not a curated record
UCUGUGGGUUUCAUAGGUGGUGGUAACAUGGCCAAGGCUUUGGCCUUCAGCAUGCUCAAGAAAAAUGUCUUAUCACCAUCUAACAUUCAUGUUUCUGGUCCAAAUCUGCAAAAUUUACAACCAUGGAGGAACGUAGGUGUUAAUAAUAUAUCUGAUAAAAAUUAUGACACGGUUUGUAAUUGCCAAAUAAUAUUUAUAUGUGUGAAACCUCAAUAUUUCAAAUCCAUGGCAUCGAGUCUCGAAGAGGACUAUGAAAAGCAUCCUGUGGAGCUAAAGGAUAAAGUUUGGGUUUCUAUAAUGGCUGGAGUUACCCUGGAUAAGAUAAAGGAUACUUUGGGGUUUUAUCCUAGUCCUAAGAUUAUUCGAACUAUGCCGAAUACACCUGUGGACGUUGGGGCUGGUGUUAUUGUUUAUACGCCUGGUGGAAAUGUUACGCAGGAUGAAGCAAUGAAGGUUAGGUCAUUGCUGCAGGCUAUAAGUUUAUGCCAGGAGAUACCUGAAAGCAUUAUAAACUCUGCAAGUGCUUUAUCGGGUAGUGGACCUGCUUACAUAUACCAGGUGAUAGAAGCCCUAGCAGACGGCGGAGUAAAAAUGGGAAUCCCAAGACAUUUGGCCAAUCAAUUUGCAGCCCAAACAGUCCUCGGAGCUGCACAAAUGGUGCUGAAGACUGGAAAGCAUCCUGGUCUUCUGAAAGACGAAGUCUGUUCACCAGGUGGGUCCACAAUUGCAGGUGUACACGAGUUGGAAAAAAGUGGUGUCAGGAAUGCCUUCAUGAAUGCCGUACAGGCUGCUAAGAUGAGGAACGAUGAAUUGGGAAAACAGAAUUGAUUGAUAUGAAAAUAUGAAAGAUGGUCGAAUAGUGUUAAAGUGUA